UGUUUCAAGAAAUGUCAACACUUAACGCAAGAGGCGCUGCAAAACCAUUUCCUUUUUCUUUUACUUUGUGUAUGGUGUCAGAGCAAGCGCCUUCAAGAUGCAGAUCUUCGUCAAAACCUUGACGGGGAAGACCAUCACUCUCGAGGUCGAACCGUCCGAUACUAUCGAAAAUGUUAAAGCCAAGAUUCAGGACAAAGAAGGAAUCCCGCCCGAUCAACAGCGAUUGAUUUUCGCCGGCAAGCAGCUGGAAGAUGGACGUACUCUAUCCGAUUACAAUAUUCAAAAGGAAUCCACGCUUCAUUUAGUGCUGCGCUUGCGCGGUGGUGCUAAGAAACGCAAGAAGAAGAAUUAUUCCACCCCUAAGAAAAUCAAGCACAAGAGGAAGAAGGUUAAACUAGCUGUUCUCAAGUAUUACAAGGUCGAUGAAAACGGCAAGAUUCACCGUCUGCGCCGCGAAUGCACCAGUGAGACCUGCGGUGCCGGUGUGUUUAUGGCUGCUCAUGAGGAUCGUCAUUAUUGCGGCAAGUGUCAUCUAACUCUGGUAUACUCCAAACAGGAGGAGAAGUAGAUGUACGUCUAUCUAGUUUUUCUACAACAAAUGCUUGGAAAACUUCAGAAAAAUCUACAAUAUAAAAAAAUGAAUUCAAUACGGUCUUUAUUGACCGUAAAGCUUUA
Wyeomyia smithii (pitcher-plant mosquito) is the source of this 675-nucleotide messenger RNA. RefSeq names its product ubiquitin-40S ribosomal protein S27a (gene RpS27A). The transcript is spliced from 3 exons. Gene Ontology annotation, molecular function: structural constituent of ribosome; ubiquitin protein ligase binding; protein tag activity. NCBI's taxonomy places the organism in Eukaryota, Metazoa, Arthropoda, Insecta, Diptera, Culicidae. Gene Ontology annotation, biological process: translation; protein ubiquitination; modification-dependent protein catabolic process. The record is from RefSeq and is a predicted model, not a curated record. Bases 98 to 568 code for a protein of 156 amino acids. Gene Ontology annotation, cellular component: nucleus; ribosome; cytoplasm.